CCGAGGGGGUGAACGAGGCGGAGGGGGAGGAGGGCGAAGGAGAGAACGAGGCGACAGGGUGCGUGGAGGGGGAGGGAGGGAGGCGAGCUUUCGGGUUGCAUGACCGAGUCGACGCACUGGAAGCUUUCCGUGCUUGCGGCGGGAGCCUCAGUAGCCGUUUGUACGUCGACCGGAAGAGCUCCUCGCGUUUACGUCGGUCCCGAGACGCGCGGCGCGCCAUCGUCGACCGAGUGAUCGACGAAUCGAAUCUCGACGUCGCUUGGUGUUGCAAGGGGUUGCGAGUGGUGGAUACUCUUUUCUUCCUUCACAAGGAGAGGAAACGAAUGAACGAACGGACAAACAAAAGGGAUUUCGUAAAUUUUGGUGGAGAAGUGUGUGUGAACUUUUUUUUUUUUUUUUUUUUUUUGGGUUUCCUUCUUCUCUUUUCGCCCUCCCCCCUCCUCCCCGGUCCGAUCGAAUGAAUCGCCGUGGAUAGGUGUGACACACGCGGGGGGGAGCAGGAAGUGUUAAUAUGAACACGGAGCAGUGAACCGUGAACCGCGUAUGUGUGUAUAAAACACCGAGUUGCCCGAGAAUACGAGUGGAGACACGAUGAGAAGUGACACAAGAUAUCGGGAAGCGCGAUCUUCUCUUCUCGCGUCCCUUUUUGUCGUCCUCGCCGUUUUCGUGAUCGGUAAGGAUCCCCCCCUCCCCCCUCUAGUGAGCAGACGGUUGAAAUACAGUGAUCCAUCGAGAUAUUUAUCUUUCCUACUGUUUGGUUUCGAUCGUUAAAAAUGUGCGCGCUGUAACAACGUCGAUAUUGUAAUAACAUACAUGGAUCUCGGAUAAUCGAUCCGAGUAAAUGUUAAGAUUAUUAAAAAUGAAGCACAGGGAAGGAAGGGAUGAAAAAUAUUUAAAUAUUUUUGAAGAUAUAUAUAUAUAUAUAUACGCGUUGGAAUCGCGAAUCGAGAUGAAUUCGAGUGCUUUUUUUUUUAUGAUUCUGAAGAUUGUUGGAUCUUUUUACGAAGAAAUACUUGUAUUUGCCAGAUUUGCUGUCCACGAGUCGAAUUAAGUCGGACGAGACAGUGUGGUGAAAUUUUAACACGAGCGAUCGACGGUUCCCGCGAUCGAUUUGAAAUUCAUCGCGUGUUACUGGAUGUACAUGCACACUUUUACAUUUUCAUCCUCCCUCGCCGGAUAGUAAUUCUCUCUUCGACGUCGCUACUUCAGCUUUCGCAAUCAAAUAACUGGCCUCCUAGAACAAUCAGCAUUUUUCGAUAUCCCAAGGGGGGGAAAAAGGUGAAAUCGUUCGUAUCGAUAUCUUCAAAUAUGCAAAAAGUCUCGUUGAUAAAUAACCUCUUUUGCUUUGCCGAAAUCAAAUUAGAAAUCAUCAUUAAGGAUCGAGUGAAAACAGGAAAAGGAAAAGAAGAAGAAGAAGAAGAAGAAGAGAAAAGGAAAUAUCUACUUUAAAUAAAUAAUUUCACUCUCUUAUUUUAAAAUUAAAUUAAUCGUCGUUUAAAAAGUGAUUAAACGUAAGGAAAAAGAUGAAGUCUAUUUGUUUUAACAAUAUCUCUCUAACGCACAAGUCUUUAUCGUUAAACAAUAUCUCUCGUUUAUUUUGAAAUUAAAUACGAGAGGAGUUUAAAAAACGAUCGGAGAAAAGAAGACUCAUUUUAACGGAAUCUACUUCAAAUAAUCUUCAAAUAAAUAAAUCUUCGCUAAAUAAUUAAAUUUCUAAUCCCUUACUUAAAUAAACAAUUUCUUUCUAAAAUCAAAUCGAAAAUAAUAAAUCGAAAAGAAUCCAGCAGGGAGGAAAACGUAUUUCCACCAACAUUCUGGUGGAAAUCUAUCCGAUACAACACCUUCUCUCUCUCCCCUCCCCAUAAGAGUCGGUGAUUUUUAAAGAUUCAAUCAGUUUUCGUUGGCGCGCUUUUCCCAGCUGAAAGCGACGGCCUUUUUCCAAACCCAUUCGUCUUCGUGAAAGUAUUUGAAACUCGGUUUCGAGACUUGAGAAAUCGCCCCCGGUGAUUGUGCAACGUAUCCGUGUUUUGACUUAAACCACCGACCUAACUUUGUGGAUAAAGUAUCGUGGCAACGACGAGGAAAGAGAGACGCCCUGUACACACACACACACACAUCACCUUGGAUUAUUCGAUUUUUCGGGGAGAGCUAGUGCACUUGCGGAGAAUUUCAAACUACCUUUAUUAGAUACCUUUAUUAGAUGUCCGUACUUCUCGUGAAUCUUCCCGAGGUAUCCAUUUGCGGAGACAGGAGAAGAAGGGCCUUUCUACGUCCGUUUCGACGGCACGUUACACGUUUUCCUUCUUUUGCGCGGGGCAAAAACCACGCUCGAGUAGGAUUGGAACAGUUUUUUCCCAUGGUUGAAAAUUUCUGAUCGCGGCGAAGAAGGAGAAGAAGAAGAUGGAACUAGCUAUAUGUAUAGCUCUCGUGCGCGUUAUUCGAACGAGUUUUUACGACGAAAUGGCAUUACGUUUCAAUCCGUUCAGUUAAAAUAAUCAUUGGUGCUCUACGUGGUUAUGCAAAUUCGGGGAGAGAUCGAUAAAAAUUGAUAUAUAAAGUUAUGUGUGUGCGAGGACUUAAGAAUGUAUCCAUCGAUAUUCCAUUGGCCGUAGCAGAUGGCACCACCGUCAAUAUGAGUUGCGGAUACGAUCUAGAAUCAGAUACUUUGUACACAGUGAAAUGGUACUACAAACGUUUUGAAUUUUUUCGAUACAUUCCUAAAGAAAUGCCACCUACAAGUGCUUUUGGAGAAUUGGGUAACAAAGUUCUCUUAAAUCAAAGUGAUGCUCAUCGCGUAGUUUUAAGGGAUUUGCAACCAAGCCACACUGGAAAAUAUCGCUGCGAAGUUUCUGGCGAUUCUCCAUCGUUUACUACUAUAACGGUCGCCGCUUACUUAUAUGUUGCUAAUUUACCAAAAGGGGAUCCUCAAAUUAGAGCAGAAAAGAUACGCUACGCGGUAGGAGACACGGUGCGUGCAAAUUGCACCGUUCCUUCGGGAAAUCCUCCGGCGAAUGUGACAUGGACUGUGAAUGGAGUACAGGUAAAUUCCAGCUUCAUGAUGAAUAUUACGGACAAGUUUGGUGACAAUCAGCAAUUGAUGACUAUCGCAGGAUUGGACUUCGAGACUAUACAAGAUAGCUUUAACAACGGAAGAUUACAUAUUGUUUGCAAUGCUAACGUCUUUCAUUUGUACAAAAAACAAGCCGAUGUUAUUUUGAUCGAGGAACGGCCACGUCUGGCAUCAGUAUUAGGAACCCGAGAAUCUUCUUAUAUUGGACAUGCAUCAACGCAAUUCACACAAACUUCAUUUGGAAAAUGGUUUAUUGCCUCAACUGCUCUGUUACUACGCCACUUCAGAUAACAACAAUGAACCUGUUAUUCACCCAAUAUGCAUAUGACUGUAUUGAAAUGGAGAGGGCAAAUUGUUUGUAAAAUUUUAAAACUUAAGUGAGACGAGGAAAGAAUGACAAAUUUUUUGGUUAAUAUAAAUAUCGACCGUAUGUUAUUCGUGUAAAUAGGAUAAAAAAAUUAGCUAAUUAUCUACGUGAAAUUGCGACCUGCGCUGUCUCAUUGCAACGAGACAAAUUUAUAAUCUAAAUAACAUGUCAUAAUAUUAUGUAUUAGAUUGACAAAGUGUCGCGCCAAAGUGUUCGAAAAUUUAUUUCAAUACUAUUAUACCAUGUUUUCUAUCCUCUAACAAUGAUUUUGAUACAUUUAAAGAAUCUUCCGUAAAAUAUAGCUGCCAGAAUAUAUCAUCUCAUGUUUAUAGGUAAAAGCUGUUAUUGUUUGUGAAUAAAGUUUUACUUAAGUGAAAAACAAAUAAAUAAUUCACCUUCGUUAUUUUUGUUUUUGUCUUCUUUAAAAUUAUUUCUAUUCCAUUUUUUCCUUAUUAAAUAUUUUUAAUUAUAUUAUUAUUAAGCAAUAUUAGUUUGUACUUUAAAUAUAGAAUUAUAUAUUACUGGUAAAAAUGUGUAUAUGCAUAAAAUUUGUUAUAUUUAAUAAAUAAUAUAUGUAUAUAUAAAAAAAUGGAUAAUAUCAUAAAAUAAAAUUUAAAGCAUCUUA
Messenger RNA from Apis cerana (Asiatic honeybee), 4062 nucleotides. RefSeq lists its product as uncharacterized. The record is from RefSeq and is a predicted model, not a curated record. NCBI's taxonomy places the organism in Eukaryota, Metazoa, Arthropoda, Insecta, Hymenoptera, Apidae.